CCCUCUCCCCCCAGCCAUACCCUUUAUACACAUCACCCUCCACUGAAGCAAAAUUCAAAUCCUUUUUCUCUCACUUCCUCUGUUUCUUACAUAAACCAAAAGCCAAGCAAAAGGUCUCUGCUUUUGCUCUGUGUUGUACAAUUCCAAAGUCAUGGCAACUUCUCUUUGCCUGCUGCUAUACCUGUUACUCUUUUCAACGUGGUGGCUUAAGAUUUCGAUGUCAGAAAUGAUGCUUCUUCCCUUAACUCAUUCACUCUCCAAAACCCAAUUCAUCACCCCACACCACCUCCUCAAAACCACCUCAGCUCGCUCCGCCGCCCGCUUUCACCACCGCCACAAACAAGUCCCACUCCCUCUUUCCCCUGGCAGUGACUACACUCUUUCCUUCUCUAUCGGCUCCCCUGCUUCCUCGACUGUUUCUCUUUACCUAGACACUGGUAGCGACCUUGUUUGGCUUCCUUGUUCUCCAUUUGAAUGCAUUCAAUGGGAUUCAAAAGCACCACCACGCUCUGCUCCUCUUAACCUCUCAUCCUCUGCCACCGCUAUCCCAUGCCAAUCCUCCGCCUGUUCCGCCGCUCACUCCUCCCUCCCUUCCUCCGACCUCUGCGCCAUUGCACGUUGUCCCCUCGACUCCAUCGAAAUCUCGGAUUGCAACUCCUUCCCUUGCCCUCCAUUUUACUAUGCGUACGGUGACGGUAGCUUAAUCGCCCGUCUUUAUAAGGACUCCUUAACUCUCCCAAACUCUCUCUCGAUUCAAAACUUUACUUUUGGUUGCGCCCACACCACAUUGGGUGAACCGGUUGGUGUAGCCGGGUUCGGUUUCGGUCGGCUAUCUUUACCAGCUCAGCUUUCCUCCGUGUCUCCUCAACUGGGUAACAGAUUCUCCUACUGUUUAGUUUCUCAUUCGUUUGAUUCUGACAAAGUUAGGCAACCAAGCCCACUGAUUCUUGGUCGGUACGAGGAAAAAGAAAAGCAGUUUGGUAACGAAAAUGUUGAGUUUGUUUACACGGACAUGCUUUCCAAUCCAAAACAUCCGUAUUUUUAUUCAGUGGGGUUGGAGGGAAUCUCUGUCGGGAAAAGGAAUAUUCAGGCACCGGAGAAUUUGAUGAGGGUUGAUAGAAAAGGAAGUGGAGGGAUGGUGGUGGAUUCAGGGACAACUUUUACGAUGCUACCAGCGAGUUUGUAUGACUCAGUGGUGAAUGAGUUUGAUCACCGAGUUGGACGAGUUUACGAAAGGGCGAGUGCGAUAGAAGAGACGACGGGGUUGAGCCCGUGUUAUUACUAUGACAAGGUAGCCAAAGUGCCAGUGAUUAGCUUGCAUUUUGUGGGGAAUGGAUCCAGUGUGAUAUUGCCCAGGAGGAAUUACUUUUAUGAGUUUUUGGAUGGUGGUGAUGGAGUUAAGAAUAAGAGGAAUGUGGGGUGUUUGAUGUUGAUGAACGGUGGUGAUGAGGAGGAGUUGAGUGGUGGGCCAGGUGCUACUCUGGGAAAUUAUCAGCAACAAGGCUUUGAGGUGGUUUAUGAUUUGGAGAAAAGGAAAGUUGGAUUUGCAAGGAGAAAGUGUUCUUCUUUGUGGGAUACCUUGAAAAAUUAAGUUUGAAUUUGGGUUAAAGUUAAAUUUCUAGGUUUAUAUUUCAUGAAAUUAUGGAUUUUUU
Molecule: messenger RNA, 1652 nt
Organism: Durio zibethinus
Lineage: Eukaryota; Viridiplantae; Streptophyta; Magnoliopsida; Malvales; Malvaceae
Product: Eukaryotic aspartyl protease family protein
Cellular component (GO): extracellular region
Source: RefSeq, a predicted model, not a curated record